UGACAGUCUAGUUUUUGGACUACAACUUUUUUUGAACUACAAAAUGUGACGUCAUCUUCCGCUGCCGUUCAAGCGUUUCAAAGCUGUUGGCGGUGAAAGUUGCUGAAAUGACUCCAAUUAAAUUUGUCAUUAAGUGUGGGAACUUUGCURUGCUGGUGGACCUUCAUGUUUUGCCCCAAGGCCCUAAAGCGUCCACCGAUUGGUUCACUGCUAACCAAACCAAGGAAGUUACAGCUUUGGUUCGAGAYGCAGUGGACCAGAGGGUGAAGCAGUACGCCGAGCUCCUCCACAACAGAAGACAACCCAAACACAGGAAGGAGCUGCCACCUGCUUCGGCCUUUUCUGCUAAAGGGGAAAACUUCAACCUUGUGGCCAACUUUCUGAAGCGGCACUCGAGUCUCAGAUGUGUUGUCAAGUGGGAUUUGCGUUUGUUUCCCGAACGAUACGUCGUGUGUGUGAGCUGUCCAGAAGAUGCCUUAGCAAAUCACAGAAACCCAAGCCUGGCUGCGUUGGAACAAACCCGAUCUGAGUAUUUUUCCAGUGUGGGAGGAUCCCAAGAGUUUUUACAGGACGCCACAAAAACAAAGAAGUCUGCGCUUCAAAAGAUAGCCAAACAAGCCAACGUCCAGCAAACGAGCUCUGAGGAGAAGAAGCGCUCGGACCAGGAGGCUCAUCUUGAAACCCGAACACAGGAACGUAAAGCUGGGGAGAGGAAACCGAGCUGGAAGGCCAUCCCCACGGCUGAGCAGGAGGCUGAGGUCCAAACGCUGAAACCAGAGCCUGAAAUCCUUUCUAAGAGCAGCAAGAGGCACGAGCCCGGCGACGACGGCGAGGAUCCUCACCUACAGCCGGCCAAGAGACCGUGCCUUGGAGGACCUCCAGGCACAACACGAGCCGACUCCGCCGAGUCCUCCUCGCAGACAUCCAUCCACGACCUGCCACUUCCUCAAGUCCAAGUAAAGACAGAGCCCAAGGCUUCCCUUGUCUCAGAGCGCCAGGAAACCACACUGGAAGUAGAGCUGCUUACUCCAGGGAAACAAGCCCGGAGGCUCCCCCUCACGAGCAAUAACACACCACCAACAAUCCAAAACAGGCCCGCCGCAAGUCUGAGGGGCCUAUCUGUCAAGCCCGAAUCCUCGGGCUCUUCUAUUGGUUCCAGAUCCGCUCUCAGAGAGGAGGGGAGCGAGAACGUGCCCAGAACCUCCAGAUUACGGCGAACGAAGAGGUCCUGAAGGGGAGAGGAAACGCUUUCGGCAAAGAAUCCUGACGCCACAGAGAUGGAGAUUAUAUUCUGACAGGCUUCAUGUUUUGUAGUCCGUGUGUCACUUCUAACUGCAGAACUUCACAUGUGCUUUUUAUAUCAAACCACUUUGUCAAUUGAUACAUUCGAGUUUUCCUUUGUCAAAUAUGUGAACGGGCCCUCCACCCUUCAGCAGCAGCGGGCCAAGAGAGGCUCGCAAAUAAGUGAAAAACCUUUUUAAUUGGAGUUUUGAUUUGGCUUUGUGUUAAAGAUUAGGCAUUUGAGACAGGCAGGAGCCACACAGUACGUCAUGGCCUCCAGUCUGAAACACUGGCUCCUACGCGUCUGAACAGCGUCCAGUAUCCCUGCUCCAGCUCCCAUGUGAUUGAUGGGGGUUUCCAGAUUUGUUUCAUCACCCCAUUCUCAAAAAUGCCCCCUUUUUUUUCAGGUUUUUAUUCUCAUACGGUUUACUUCAUACUUGGUUCCUAAACGCUUGGAUUGUUGAGCAUUUAUUCAGACUUUAAAUAAAACUUGAGAAACUGA
Austrofundulus limnaeus is the source of this 1783-nucleotide messenger RNA. It is a transcript of the gene slx4ip, whose product is annotated as SLX4 interacting protein. The record is from RefSeq and is a predicted model, not a curated record. The transcript has 8 exons. The coding region runs from base 108 to 1232 and encodes 374 amino acids. Lineage: Eukaryota; Metazoa; Chordata; Actinopteri; Cyprinodontiformes; Rivulidae.